Messenger RNA from Schistosoma bovis, 3193 nucleotides. The record is from the annotation of a GenBank genome assembly. Lineage: Eukaryota; Metazoa; Platyhelminthes; Trematoda; Strigeidida; Schistosomatidae.
GAAAUAUCUAGUCAGCUGAUAAUGAGCGCUAGUGUGGUAGCGGCUCUGGUCAAGUUCGGUGAAACCCUUGGAGACAAGUCGGUAGACACAAGUUCGAAACUACGUGUGCUAAGUACACUCAAUGAGGUAAAGCUUACUCUUAGUGAGUUAUCAGAGUCCGGUGUUGGUCGUGCUGUUCGUAAAUUAAAAAAUGAACCCGGUGAACUUGGAAAAACUGCUAGUACCCUUAUAUUAAAAUGGAAAAAUCUGCUCAGUGAGCAUAUAAAACAAGAAUCCAUAAAUAUCAGUGUACCCAAGGAUUCCGAAAAAUGUGAUGUUAAUGAAACAUCCAAAAGUCUCAGACAGACUUCAAGUAGAGGCAAAUCAGCGUCGGUUAUCAGUGAAAAAACAAUCAAUUCGACUAAAAGUCCUGAGAAUAAUUUAGGGAGAAAUGUGCAACAUUUAGAUGAAGAUGACGUGGUCCCAAAUGCUCAAAAUAAUUCGCUACUUCACACAGCUGCAACUUCUGGUUGUCUUCCAAACAGUUCUACUUCUGACGAUUCGUGCUCAUAUUCUAAGGUUAACCAUAAGUUUCCAGAUAGUAAAAUUAAAUCGACAUCUAGCAAAAAACGAAAGUCUACAGAUAUUGUGGACUCAAUCGACUCUUCUAGUGGAAUGUCGUUUAUGGAUUCAUUAAAUGUCAACGCAAACACUCGCACUCAUCGAAAGAAAAAGUGUAAUCUAACCAGUGCUUCAAGUGAUGAUUCUCAACAGGGCGUCGACAGAAAGCUUGAUAUAACUCCUCUGAAUAUUCCACUUCGACCUUCUGAAGCAUUUAGUGCAGAAAUCAUCUCAUCACUUUCUGAACCAGUUAGUCGUCCAGAUGUCGUUCAUCGUCCACCUAAUUUUCAGCUAAAUGAAACAGUGGAAGACGAUUUCGAUAAUGGAGAUUUGAAAUUCAAAUCAAAGAAAGUUCUUUGGGUACCAAAACAAAACCGUUCAUCGUUACCUCCUAACAAUCAUUCGAAUUCAUAUGAUAAUUUUCCUGGUUUCUUUGAUCCUCCCAGUUUAAUUGAUCUUUGCGUUGAUGUAUUGGCUCGUAAUAUAAGUCAUAUUAAUCAUUUCGGACAAGUACCUUAUGAAUUGCUAGCGAAAGCCUUACGUAGUGCCUCGGUGGAUGACUUGACCAGAAUUGAACGUUAUAAUCCACAAUUCGUUGGAUUAAAUGAUGAUUUAUGGCGUAAAUAUAUAAAUCGAGAUUUUCAUCAUUUAUCUAAUAUUCGUCGUCGACCAGAUGAAACAUGGUGUGAUUUUUACAAUCGAUUAUCUAAAGAAGAAACAAAGCGUUUAGAUCGAAUUAUUUCACAAUCUGCACGUAAAGCCAAAGAAGAACUAGAAACGCGACGAACUACCUUGACUACUGAAGUGAUUACUCCACGUCAAAUGCAACGACGUGGUGGUUAUCGUCAAACAAACUGUAAAUCUAGUAGUAAUAAUAAUAAUGCAUUAUCUAAUUUUAAACCACGUAAUAUGAGUCAUCCAUCUCCGAAUGGUGCAAAUGUACAUAACAAAAUAAAUCGACCAAUCGCUUCAACAUCAAAUACAAAUACUUCGAACUCUAAUGCUGGUGUUAGUGGUGGUGGUCUUUUGAACAAAUUGCGUAAACAAUUCCAUUCUGGUCACCUCAGGUAGAAAAAAUGUUUCAAUCACGUUAGUAAUAAUAAUAAUAAUAUUAAUGGAUGUUUCUCAACUGUAUCAUUCACAAUAAACUUGUAAAUUGACCCCCACAUACAUAUGUCAUGCACAUAGCAACAAAAUUCUCUCACUGUGAUUCAACCUAUUCCAAACUUGUUUUGCUCUAUGAAUUGUUAUGGUAUGACAAAAUUAACAAUCACUGUUCAUCGUUUUUUUUUUCGAAUUAGGUCCUCUUUUUUUUGAUUGUACAUUAUAUGUACAAAUUGUAAAACAAUUAAUUUGUAUUGUAUAUCGUACAAUAUAUUGCUCAGGUAUAAACUAUCUCAAUAUCACUUGUUCUCAUCAUCAAAUUGUUUUGCUCUUUUUUAUAUUUUCGUAAACCUUUUCUCUCUCUCUCUCUCUUGUUAAUCCCUUAUUGAGAAUUGAAAAUAAAAUAGUAAUAAUAAUAAUAAUUCCAACCAUCCAACUGUCAAGACUUCUUCAAUGCUUGAACAAUUCUUUCUAUGUUUAUGUGUAUGUAAUUUGUAUCUAGCACUAUUCCUUUUAUUGCCUAUUCACACUUUUGAUUCUUUUCAUAUUUCUUUACAAUUUUAGUGUAUUUAUCAUGGGAGAAAUGUCAAUGUUUCUAGUCUUUCUCUCUCUCUCUUCCCUAUGAAUUUGUUUCUCUAAUUGUAAUCAUUAUUUAAUAAUGGAUCCAAAAAAUCUCUUACUUCCUUUAAUUCUAUUACGUUCUGCUGUUAUCUUUUUCUUAUUUAUUAGCCAAAAUAAGUGUAUGUACAAAAUUUGAAUUUUCAUCAUUGAAAUCACAAAUCGAUCUAAGUCAGUAGUUGCACAUGUAUGCAGAACUUGAAUCCAGGACCUCACGCAUAAUGUUCUGAAUUAACUUAAAUAUUGAUUCAUGAUUUCAACUGUGAAAAUAUCUUAAUAAUGAAAUUGAAUUUCUUAAGUAUGAAUUCCAUUGGAAAGUGAAUAAUCUCUUAUAGUUUCUUAUAUUCUGUAGUUGUUUGUUUUUGUUAAAUGGUUUUUAUCAUUUAUAUUUUUGGUGUUCUAUAUUUUGUAUAUAUAUAUAAACAUAUUACUGGUAAUAAUUGUAAUGGUCCUAAGCCUUUUUCUUCUAAUUUAUUACGUAAUCUUAUCAGUUUGUCCUUUUUUUUCUUAUCCUUUGUUUUUAUUUUAUUUUCGAUUUCUUGUUGUUGUUGUUGAGUCCUUACUUACAUAUUUACUAUUAAUGACUUAUACUCAUACUCUUGAACUCCUCUCAUUUAAUCGAUUGUUUCAUUUGUGCCUUUCAUAUUGAAUGAGUGUUGUUUUUGUUUAUAUUAUUUAGGUGUCAAAGUAUACAUUCUAUUAGUAAUAGUAUUUAUAAUCAUAAUAUUUAUGAAAAUUUGUUCAUUAUAUAUAUGUAUCAUGGUAAAAUGCAUAUUGUUACAAACUAUCAUAUCUCUUUAUCUGUACUAUGUAUCCUGCUGUGAUAGUGUUGUUCACUGGUCAAAUGCAAUAAAUCUAAAGUUGUUUUCUU